CCACGCGGCACCAUGCCCACCCCCAGCGCCUCCACGCCGCAGGCCAAGGGCUUCCGAAGGGCCGUCUCUGAGCUGGACGCCAAGCAGGCGGAGGCCAUCAUGUCCCCAAGGUUUGUCGGGCGGCGGCAGAGCCUCAUCGAGGAUGCCCGCAAGGAGAGGGAGGCGGCCGCAGUGGCAGCAGCGGCCGCGGCAGCGGAGCCCGGGGACCCCCUGGAGGCCGUGGUGUUCGAGGAGAAGGCGGGGAGGGCCGUGCUGAACCUGCUCUUCUCACUGGGGGGCACCAAGCCCCCGGCGCUGUCCCAGGCCCUGAAGGUGUUUGAGACGUUUGAAGCCAAAAUCCACCACCUGGAGACCCGGCCCCCGCAGCGGCCGCGGGCGGGGGGCGCGCAGCUGGAGUACCUCGUGCGCUGCGAGCUGCCCCGCCGGGACCUGCCCGCGCUGCUCGGCUCCCUGCGCCGCGUGUCCGAGGACGUGCGCAGCGCCAGGGAGGACAAGGUCCCCUGGUUCCCAAGGAAGGCGUCAGAGCUGGACCAGUGUCACCACCUGGUCACCAAGUUUGACCCGGACCUGGACUUGGACCACCCGGGCUUCUCCGACCAGGCGUACCGCCAGCGCAGGAAGUUCAUCGCUGACAUCGCCUUCCAGUACCGGCAUGGCAGCCCGAUCCCCUGUGUGGAGUACACCGCGGAGGAGACUGCCACCUGGAAGGAGGUGUACACCACGCUGAGGGGGCUGUACGCCACACACGCCUGCCGCGAGUACCUGCAGGCCUUCCAGCUGCUGGAGCGCUGCAGCGGGUACCGCGAGGACAGCAUCCCCCAGCUGGAGGACGUGUCCCGCUUCCUCAAGGAGCGGACGGGCUUCCAGCUGCGGCCCGUGGCCGGCCUGCUGUCCGCGCGGGACUUCCUGUCCAGCCUGGCGUUCCGCGUGUUCCAGUGCACCCAGUACAUCCGCCACCCGUCCUCGCCCAUGCACUCCCCCGAGCCGGACUGCUGCCACGAGCUGCUGGGGCACGUGCCCAUGCUGGCCGACCGCACCUUCGCCCAGUUCUCCCAGGACAUCGGCCUCGCCUCCCUGGGGGCCUCGGACGAGGAGAUUGAGAAGCUGUCCACGCUGUACUGGUUCACGGUGGAGUUUGGCCUCUGCAAACAGAACGGGGAGCUGAAGGCCUACGGCGCGGGGCUGCUGUCCUCCUACGGCGAGCUCCUGCACUGCCUGUCCGAGGAGCCCGAGAUCCGGGCCUUCGACCCCGAGGCCGCGGCCGUGCAGCCCUACCAGGACCAGGCCUACCAGUCGGUCUACUUCGUGUCCGAGAGCUUCAGCGAUGCCAAGGACAAGCUCAGGAGCUACGCCUCGCGGAUCCAGCGCCCCUUCUCCGUGAAGUUCGACCCCUACACGCAGGCGGUGGACGUGCUGGACAGCCCCCGCGCCGUGCAGCGCUCCCUGGAGGGGGUCCAGGACGAGCUGCACACCCUCGCCCACGCGCUCAGCGCCCUCAGCUAG
Messenger RNA from Microcebus murinus (gray mouse lemur), 1503 nucleotides. RefSeq names its product tyrosine hydroxylase (gene TH). Gene Ontology annotation, biological process: response to ethanol; response to hypoxia; dopamine biosynthetic process from tyrosine. Lineage: Eukaryota; Metazoa; Chordata; Mammalia; Primates; Cheirogaleidae. Gene Ontology annotation, cellular component: perikaryon; cytoplasm; axon. The record is from RefSeq and is a predicted model, not a curated record. Gene Ontology annotation, molecular function: tyrosine 3-monooxygenase activity; iron ion binding.